AUGAAGGCCCAGAACCUAUUCGGCAACAUUACCGAGUGGGAGCCACAGGCCGCCAACUUCUGCCGCACCAUCGGGCACAAGUACCCCCUCAUCGCCCUGGCCGAGACCCACGUGGACGCGAACGGCAUCCAUGACCAAAUCGGGAAGCUCGCCAUGGACGACUGGAAGCUGGCCGCUACGCCAGCGCUACCGACCUACAAAUCCGGCAAGGAAACCCACGGUGGCGAGUGGAUUCUCACACAGGGCGACAUUGCAGCCACAACCUUUGAGGGGCACAGGGAGCACGACCCCAAGGCGCACAACAAGCAGGAGUUCGCGGGCUUCUCGCGGACGACCCUCCACACCAAGAGCGGCAACAUCGUAGUCGUUGCGGCCUACCUCCGGCCUGGGCUCCGCGAUCGAGGCGCGAACAGGGGCAUCAUGGUCUCCAUCUCCACAUUCAUGAACAUGCUCACCGACCCGUGGGUCAUCCUCGCCGACUGGACCUACGAACCGAACUGGUGGGACGACAGACUGUGGCCCACCAAACGGAACGGCACCGCCCUCACCAACCCAGAGUGCAAGGCCACGUGCGACAAGGGCAAGGGCUCCGCGCACGACUAUGCGAUCGUGCGCGCGGACUUCGCCACGCACCUGGACAUCAAAGCGAUGCGCGACGUGCCCUGGAAUACCCACUGGGGCAUCCAGGUCACGGCGGGCCGCGCCGAGCCGCGGGCGCACAAAGCGAUCAGGGAAGACCCCGCGCCGUUCAUCGCCCCAGAGGCCGACUGGGGCGAGGCUGCCGCCGAGGCGCGGAACUACCCGAGGUCCCAGGGCACCCGCGUCGGCACCAAGGAGGGCAGGGACCACAUAUUCCACAGCCACAAGCAGAAGGCUGCAGCGCGGAUGAACUCCGCGUACGCCCAGCGGGUCGCGACCAUAGAGAUUGCCCCCCUGGAGACACACCACGCCCCAGCCGACGAGAGGGCCAGCACGCUCAUCUUGAGGUACACAGCAUUGGUCAAGAAUGCGAAAGACCCCAAGGCACGCCAGCAGAUCCACGGGACCAUCCUCAGCAAGCUCGACGACCUGGACAACCCAGAGGCCCAGAGGAACCACUCCGGCACCAAGACGGACCCGAAGGAGAUCGACGAGUGGAAGACCCAUAUCUCCACCCUCGAGUUCUGCGACGAGGGCGACCUCCAAUACCUCUGCGCCACCGCCGCAGUGUGGACGCACACGGCCAUGGCCAGGGCAGCGGGCAGAGCUCGGAAGAGAUACCCCGAGUGGGCGAAGCUUGCCUGGAAGGACCCCCCUAGCAAGCUCCACCGAACCGUCGCGGACCCCAAGAUGCACCGCUUGGACGACAAGAUGGCCCGCACCACUGUCGGCGACCCUUACCUGGUCAUGAGCAAGGCCGCGGACACGUGGCGCGACAUCUGGAAGUCGGAUCGCUACAACGAGGAGCAGAUCAUCGACGCGCACGAGAGGGCCAUCAUGCUCGCGAAGGAGGACCCCCUCCCUAUCAUCGAGCCGCAGCACAUCCAGGCUGUCAUCGGCGUCGCUAACCCCAUGAAGUCGAGAGGGGUCGACAACACUGGCCCCAUCGACAUCCA
Molecule: messenger RNA, 1595 nt
Organism: Prorocentrum cordatum
Lineage: Eukaryota; Dinophyceae; Prorocentrales; Prorocentraceae
Source: the annotation of a GenBank genome assembly